This is a messenger RNA of Galendromus occidentalis (western predatory mite), 675 nucleotides long. RefSeq lists its product as uncharacterized. Bases 1 to 675 code for a protein of 224 amino acids. The record is from RefSeq and is a predicted model, not a curated record. The transcript has a single exon. Lineage: Eukaryota; Metazoa; Arthropoda; Arachnida; Mesostigmata; Phytoseiidae.
AUGAAACUAUGCUACGACUUCGACCCAGCAAUGAGCGAGGAAAGAGUGAUCGAGAGGUGCCGACGAACGCUCCGAUCAGAGGAGGCAUACGCACUCUUGUCGGUCAGACCAAAGACCAUAAAUGAGUUGCGCGCCCACCUCAGCUGGAUAGACAAGACAAUUCCGCAUCUCAACGAAAGGAAAUCCAGUCAAACUGAUCCAGCAAUAAACCGAGUCGGAAGAUACGACAGAAGCGAAGAAAGAUCGCGCAGUCCGUCGAGGGAAAGACCGAUAUCUCGACCCAGCAGCAUCGAUCGCCAAAGCCAGCUCCAGCAUCAAGCCGGUCCAUCAGGUCAAGCAGCCCACUAUCGACACCGAAGCAGAUCUCCAGCCCCAGCAGCAUCAGCAGCCUACCGAGCCCCGUUCCAGCGAAAAGUCAACCGAGGGUUCCCGGUCCAGCAGAGGCAUGAUCAAGCAGCAUUCAACCCGAAAAACCACAUCCAAGGCUACACGGAGGAUCUGGAACAAUUCGACGAAAACGGCAGAUACACUGGCAACCGCAGACUCCCGGACGGAAGGGUCCUGUGCAACUUCUGCAACAACAUCGGCCAUACGUACAAGUAUUGCCGGCGCAGGUUGGGCGAGAAGGACCGUACCCUGGCCGAUUGGGCCUCGGCAAACUCCUCGGGCCGUUAG